AUGAUUGUUGUCAACGGUUGCCACACUUUUCAGGAUGACACUACAUUUGAGAAACAAAGUGCCCUGUUCGCACUGGCGGUUGCAGAUAUUGUACUGAUAAACAUGUGGUGCCAUGACAUCGGAAGGGAACAGGCUGCCAACAAACCAUUACUGAAGACAGUUUUCCAGGUCAUGAUGCGAUUGUUUAGCCCUCGGAAAACAACUCUUCUUUUUGUCAUACGUGAUAAAACAAAGACUCCAAUAGAGCUGCUUGAACCUGUUCUAAGAGAAGAUAUUCAGAAGAUAUGGGAUUUAGUUCGCAAGCCUGAAGCACAUAAGAAUACACCUCUAAGUGAAUUCUUCAAUGUGGAGGUCGUUGCCUUAUCCAGCUAUGAAGAGAAAGAAGAAGUGUUUAAGAAAGAGGUUGCCGCAUUGAGGCAGAGGUUUUUCCAUUCCAUUUCACCUGGGGGACUUGCUGGUGAUAGACGUGGUGUAGUUCCUGCUUCAGGGUUUUCUUUCAGCUCCCAGGAGAUUUGGAAAGUUAUAAAAGAGAAUAGAGACUUGGACCUUCCUGCUCACAAGGUAAUGGUUGCUACUGUUCGGUGUGAAGAGAUAGCCGAUGAGAAGCUACAACACUUGGCAACCGAUGAGAGUUGGUUGGAGUUGCAAAAAGCUGUAGAAGGUGGUCUUGUUCCUAGUUUUGGCAGAAAGCUUAGUUCUAUCCUUGAAAAAUACUUCUCAGAAUACGACUCGGAGGCAGUAUACUUUGAUGAAGGAGUAAGAAAAGAAAAGCGUCUUCAGCUGAAAUCUAAAGCUUUGGAUUUUGUGCAUCCUGCUUAUGCUAGCAUGUUGGGACAUCUACGAUCCAAUGCUUUGGAAUCCUUUAAGAUCCGACUGGAACAGUCUCUAAAUCAAGGAGAAGGGUUUGCAAAUGCUGUGCGGGACUCCCGACAAUCUUGUCUGCUUGUGUUUGACAAAGGAUGUAAAGAUGUUGCGGUUAAACAAGCGACUUGGGAUGCAUCAAAAAUCAGAGAGAAACUUUGUCGUGACAUUGAUUCUCAUGCAUCUUCUGCUCAGACUGCUAAACUAUCUGAAUUAACUGCCAACUGCGAGAAACGGCUAAGUAAAGCACUGAGCGAACCUGUCGAGUCUUUGUUCGAAGCCGGUGGAAAAGAGACGUGGCCUUCCAUUAGGACACUUCUCAAACGGGAGACAGAAACAGCUGUUACAAAUUUUCUGGAUGAUGUCACUGGUUUUGAGCUAGAUCACACUACAAUUGAUGCUAUGGUUCAGAAUCUAAAGGACUAUUCUCAGAGUUUAGUGGAGAAAAAGGCGAGAGAAGAAGCUGCCAAAAUUCUGAUCCGAAUGAAAGAUAGGUUCUCAACAGUCUUCAGUCAUGACAAAGACUCAAUGCCACGGGUCUGGACUGGAAAAGAGGAUAUUACAGCAGUCACAAAAGAUGCUCGCUCAGAGGCUUUAAGUCUUCUGUCUGUGAUGGCGGCAAUACGUUUGGAUGAAAGACCGGAUCAAAUUGAGAGUAUUCUUUUCUCUUCUCUCAUGUAUAGCUUGGAAACUUCUACGGAUCCACUUGCAUCUAAGUCUUGGGAAGAGGUUCCUCCAAAAGACGUGCUACUGACGCCAGUACAGUGUAAGUCUCUGUGGGAACAGUUUAAAUCUGACAUUGAGUAUACCAUAAUCCAAGCUAUCUCGGCACAGAAAGCUCACAAGCGGAAGCACAGCUGGCUUCCACCGGCUUGGAUUGUGAGUAUUACGUUGAUGGCCCUUGGUAUUGAUAUACCUGAAGGUUGGUCGUACUAA
Microthlaspi erraticum is the source of this 1797-nucleotide messenger RNA. The record is from the annotation of a GenBank genome assembly. NCBI's taxonomy places the organism in Eukaryota, Viridiplantae, Streptophyta, Magnoliopsida, Brassicales, Brassicaceae.